Molecule: messenger RNA, 723 nt
Organism: Acanthosepion pharaonis
Lineage: Eukaryota; Metazoa; Mollusca; Cephalopoda; Sepiida; Sepiidae
Source: the annotation of a GenBank genome assembly
AUGUCUCUCUGCCUCUCUCUUGUGUCUCUCUCUCUCUCUGUCUCUGUCUGUCUAAUUUCUUUCUUUCUUCUUCUGAUCGUUUUUCUUCUUCUCUUUUGUUUACCAUUCCACUUUCUUUAUUUAAUUUUUAUUUUAUUCUUCAUUCCUGAAUUUUUUCUCCUCUUGCUUUUCUUUUCUCAAAUUUCUUUUUCUUCCUUUCCUUUAGUUGCAGCUAUAUAUGUCCGUUGCCCUACGAGAUUGAUCUAUCUAUAUUUAUUAAUCUUAUUCACAAUCUGCUCAUUAUCUAUCUCUGACCAUGUUUAUCUGUCUAUCUAUCUAUCUAUCUAUCUAUCUAUCUAUCUCUGUUCAUCUUUCUAUGUAACUUCAUAUUAUGUAACUAUUUAUCUAUCUAUAUCUAUCUAUCUAUCUAUCUAUCUAUCUAUCUAUUUCUCGCCCACCAUAAUCCUAUUCAUAUCUAUCAAUCCUAUUCAUAUCUAUCUAUUUAAUCCUAUUUAUAUCUAUCUAUCUAUCUAUCUAUCUAUCUAUCUAUCUAUAUCUAUCUAUCUAUUAUCUAAUCCUAUUCAUAUCUAUUUAAUCCUAUUCAUAUCUAUCUAUCUAUCUAUGUAUCUAUUUAAUCCUAUUUAUAUCUAUCUAUCUAUCUAUCUAUCUAUCUAUCUAUCUAUCUAUCUAUCUAAUCCUAUUCAUAUCUAUUUUAAUCCUAUUCAUAUCUAUCUAUCUAUUUAA